AUGUCGGAUACACGAAUAUAUUCUGGUUUCUGGACAGAUCAUACCAGAGGUUCGGUCGCUGGAACAGCGUUGACAGUCAGUAACCAACCGGGACUAUAUGUGAUUGCGUUCCUUGCCUUGUGGGUGCGAUUAGUGGGCAGUCACUUCUGGACCAUCCUCUGCUUUGUUUUUCACCAAUUACGAGCCAGUCCUCAUCCCCAGGAUGCACUUCAUCAUCAGCACCAAUUUUUACUACGCAAUUCCCAAUCAAACAUUGGAACCCUAUGGGACUUGACCAAGGUUGCUUGGUACUGGAAGUCUUCAACCCGAAGUUUCAUGCGAUCCUUUCCGCUCCUUGCAUUGGCGCUCUUCCAUGCUUUUCUGUUCACUGCCGCUGCCUUUUUCUCAUCGCAGGUAGCCUCGACAUCGAACCUUGUCCUUCUGGAGCGGGACGCGGCUUGUGGGUACUUGAUGUUCCCUAACCAGCUCGACACACUCGAUGAGACAAAGCAAGCAACCGAAUGGUACAUUGCGAACAAAGCCAAUGCUCAAUGGGCACUCAGCUAUGUUGAACAAUGUUACGGCUCGAAUGCCAGCACGAGUAACUCGAUGUGCAACACGCUUGUUCACCGCACGCUGAAUCUAAGCUCGAGCACGGUAGACUGCCCAUUUCCGAAUGCCACAAUGUGUCGAGACAAGGCUUUCCAGGUUGACAGUGGUCAUCUCAAUUCGGCAGAGCAUUUGGGAAUCAACUCACUUCCCAGGGACUCACUUGACUACAGAGUUGUUAAAACUUGUGCUCCAAUACAUCAUGAGGGAUUCUACUUCUAUAAUUCCAGCGGGGAUGCAGUCAGCAAUGAUACCGAUACCCAGUAUUACCUGAAUUUUGGGCGGUAUUAUUCCAGACAAAAUAAUGCUACAUUCUCUUUUCGCCGCAGCGAGCUGCUCUACCCAAGUCGAGCAUAUAGAGCCCUCGACUCUGUUGGAUCCAGUUUCAGACCCAUCGAUGGGCUCAAUCGUACAGACGGCGAUGUAACACUGGUUCUGCUGUUCAAUUUUGCCGGGUAUGCAGAGCCGGUUGAAGAUCCAUGGUUCCUAGCUGAUGACAAAACCGAAUAUGUCUCGGGUGCCACGCGGUACACAUCACCAUCAACCAUUUCAGUCAUGGGGUGUGUUGAACAACAUGAAUUCUGCCUUAGACCCGGCAAUUGUUCUGGCCUUGUUGGCCUCGAAGAAUUAGGCAACUACCAGAUCGACACCGAUCGCAGUAAAGCGCAACUUUCCGUUGCUCGACAUAUGUUCAAUGCCAUACAAUACAGUACCCUCACAUACACGCUGGCAGCUGUAGGAACCGAUCUUCUAAAAGCAUCAUCUGGCAUGGCUGGAGAGCAACGGACUGAUCAUAUUGGACUUCCCAAAGACCAAUGGAAACAAGAGAUUCUAUAUUGGGGCCAGCACUCGGUCACCAAUCUUCAAAGAGCCCUCCAGUCAUAUGUGAAAGGGCCCGCUCCAGCGGACUCACCAUAUCUUGCGAAGCCUGAUGAGGAUCUUCUUAAAGACUUCGACCCUUGUGCUGCUCAGGUUAUUCGAGACCCAAAUCACUAUUCAAUCAACGUCUUUGGGCUUUAUUUUACACUCGGCUUGGGCCUAUUCGUCAUCGUGUUGAAUUGUUCCCUGCCAGCGAUUGUCUCGAAGCUGCAGAGUUGGAGCCGCACCACAAGUUAUCGCCACCAGCAAUACGAGCUUGACAAUGCUUUUCAAGUGCAAAGACUGGCCUAUGAAAAUCUGGGGCUUGGCCGCUGGACCUCAUUGGAAAAGCUAGUCCCGGUAACGCAGAAAGGGGAAAAGUUCGGACAACCGGUUAGAGCAUCAAAUGCUCCAUACCACUUACGAAGCUUCUCACAGACACCCCUCAUUUCCCCUUAUCUUGGCCAGCGUGGAUUGUCAUAUCCUCCAUCUCAAUACUCCAAAGUAUCGCAGGAGGAGGAUCCCUUUCAAUCGCCGAACUAUAGACCAACUCACGUACCAUGA
Molecule: messenger RNA, 2010 nt
Organism: Exophiala aquamarina CBS 119918
Lineage: Eukaryota; Fungi; Ascomycota; Eurotiomycetes; Chaetothyriales; Herpotrichiellaceae
Exons: 4
Coding region: 1-2010 (669 amino acids)
Source: RefSeq, a predicted model, not a curated record